Messenger RNA from Heterostelium album PN500, 1560 nucleotides. Its product is annotated as glycerol kinase. The coding region runs from base 1 to 1560 and encodes 519 amino acids. Gene Ontology annotation, cellular component: mitochondrion. The record is from RefSeq and is a predicted model, not a curated record. Gene Ontology annotation, molecular function: glycerol kinase activity. Gene Ontology annotation, biological process: triglyceride metabolic process; glycerol-3-phosphate biosynthetic process; glycerol metabolic process. The transcript is spliced from 3 exons. Lineage: Eukaryota; Evosea; Eumycetozoa; Acytosteliales; Acytosteliaceae.
AUGUCUGGACAACAACAAAUCAAUUUUGAAAAGCCUUUCAUUGGCUCUAUUGAUCAAGGAACAUCCUCAACAAGAUUUAUAUUAUUUGAUUCCAAAGGUGAUACUGUUCUAUCUCAUCAGAUUCCACUAAAACAAUAUCAUCCUAAUCCAGGAUGGGUUGAACAUGAUGGUCUGGAAAUCAUAAAUUCAGUGAAUGAGUGUAUCUCACAGGUGUUGAACAAAUACAAAGAAACAAACAUCGGUGAAAUAAGUGAUAUCAAAGCAAUAGGAAUCACCAAUCAGAGAGAAACCACUAUUGUUUGGGAUAAAAACACUGGAAAACCAUAUCACAAUGCAAUCGUUUGGAGUGAUACUAGAACUUCUUCCAUUGUAAACAGAUUCAACACAAAAGCAGAGUCUCUAUUGAAAAAAGAACAACAAUCACAAUCACAACAACAAAUAGUUCCAAAAGAUUAUCUUAGAGAUAUAUGUGGAUUACCAAUUGCCAACUAUUUCUCUGCUGUAAAACUAAGAUGGCUCAUUGAAAACGUGCCAGAGAUCGACCAGAGCAAUGCACUCGCUGGAACCAUUGACAGUUGGUUAGUUUGGAAUUUGACAAACAAAAAGACACACAUUACAGAUGUUACCAACGCUUCGCGUACCAUGCUAAUGAAUCUCGCCACGCUCGAAUGGGAUUCAAAGCUGUGCGAUUUCUUUGACGUUCCAAACAGCCUGCUACCAAAGAUAUGCAGCUCCGCAGAGAUCUACGGUCACGUAGAGAGUGGUCCACUCGCUGGUGUACCCAUUGCAAGUGUGUUGGGUGAUCAACAGUCUGCGAUGGUCGGUCAGAUGUGCUUUGACAAAGGACAAGCGAAAAACACUUAUGGUACCGGUUGUUUCUUGCUCUACAACACGGGUGACGAUAUUGUCCACUCGAAACAUGGACUUUUGACAACCGUUUGCUACAAACUUGGUAAAGAUUCACCUGUACACUAUGCACUGGAAGGUUCGAUCGCCGUGGCAGGCGCAGGAGUAAAAUGGCUAAUUGAAAAUCUAGGAUUUGCCAACAACUCAAAGGAAAUCGAAGCAUUGGCCAACUCUGUACAGGACACUGGAGGAAUGUAUAUUGUUCCAGCUUUUUCAGGCUUAUUCGCUCCUCAUUGGAGAGAUGAUGCAAGAGGUGUAAUGGUAGGAUUAACACAUCAUACAAAUAAAGCUCAUAUUGCAAGAGCUAUGUUAGAGUCAACGUGUUUUCAAACGUAUGAAGUUCUGAAAUCUAUGGAAAAGGAUUCAAAUGAUAAACUUGUAGAGCUGAGAGUCGAUGGUGGAAUGACUAUGAAUGAUCUUCUAUUGCAAAUACAAGCAGAUAUUCUUGGAUUACCUGUUGUUCGUCCACACAAUUUAGAGACAACAUGUUUUGGUGCUGCAUAUGCUGCCGGACUUACAGUUGGUGUUUGGUCAUCGGCUAUGCAAUUCCACAUUGGAAAGAGAUUCACACCUAAUCCAAACAUCGAUCACAUGAAGAGAAUAAACGAUUGGCACAAAGCUGUUUCAAAAUCAGUAGAUUGGGUUGAUAAAUAA